AUGGGUGUCGACACCCGCAGACCCAUACUCCCAGCUCCCACGGAGUCCAAUCUCGAUACCACCAUCGCCAGCACCACCGGCACCGACCUGGCCACCGACGUCUCUCGCCGGACAGACAAGACGUCCUACUCCAUCCCGGAAGAUGGCAGCCCCAUCACCAUCUCCACCCGUCGUCGCUCUUCUCGACCCAGGGACCGUGACGACGGCAAGAUGUCCCGCUCCUCUCAUCACUCGCAGACAUCUUUGCUCAUAGAGUACUUCGAAGGCGGCAAGAAGGGUUCCGGUGGAGGCGGUAUCAGCUCCCGCCCCAGCGUCAGGGUCAGGGUGACACCCUCGUCCAGCCGAAAAAAGGAGAGGGAUAGAGACCAUCACCACCAUCACCACCCCGAUCGUAUCCAUAUCAGUGAAAACAGCGGAGGCAGGAAACCAUCGUACACCAGACGUAUCUCGCUGAGCACACCGAGCAGGUCGUCAAAGGAUGUCGACAGAGGUGGUGAUGACAGGAGUCUGAGCUCCCUGACCGAUGGAGCGGACGAUAUAGGUGCAUCGCGUGGCCACCCGGUAGAGAUCGAGAUAGUCAAUCGUGACAGUGAGGUUUCGUCCAGGUACAUCCAGCCCACUUCGGACAUCUCCUCGAUGCCUGCCGACAGCAUGCUGGAUGGUCCGUUGGUCGUGUCUGAGACCCAUCGUCAUCGAAGCCACAGCGUCAGCGGAGACGAGACCGAAGCUCCUGAGUCUCGUGACUUGCUCAAGACCCCCUCCAGGAGGCGGAGCCGUAGUCUGAGUCGUGAGAGGAUUGCUCAAAAGGCAGCUGAGAAGAUCAGUGGCACCGCUCCCAGAGACCGCACCCGGUCAAAGCAGCGGUACGGUGAGGGGAGUGGAACUGGCAGUCGAGACAUUCUCUUCGACUACAGCUCUAAACGCUCGGGGAAGCACAGAGACAAGGACCUGGCGAGCCCCGAGUCAAGUUAUCUCAGCACAUCACUCGCCUCAGGUAACGGAAAGAACGGGAACGGAGACCAGUACUCCUUUCGAUCAGGCACCUCACGAUCGUCUCUCAACAAUCCAAAACUCCUCGAAACAGUCGAAGAUGCCAUCCGUCGACUCAUCCUUCCAGAGCUAAAGGAGCUCAAGAAGGACCAAAAAGACGAUCCCCUGGCCCGGGUCAAGGCUGGUCGUGCAGGUCAUAAGUCGUCUCAGGAUGACCCUUCCUCGCGGCUGUCGAAGCACUCCAGCGCACCGGAUGUUUCUAGAAGCCUAGCUCUCGACGCUGAUCCCAGCACACCGGUCCAUUCUCCCGGCUCCCGCUCGUCAAAGUCCAAGGAGCGACGACGCGAGAAACGAUCCAGCCCGCGUCGCGAGCGAAGCUCGUCUCGCCGUGCCUCCGAAGACCGUACGACCGAAGUGUCAGGCGUCAGCCGGAAGAGAAGCAAGGGUCUCCGCGAUGCUGAAGCUGCCAAAAUUGUUGGCACCGCCCUUACCACCGCAGCUCUACGGCAUCACGAUUCAAACUCGAGUUUAGGUCGACGGGAGAAGACUCAUCGCCGCAGCAAGAGCUCUCUUGCCAGCGGCAGCCGUGGAGGAGGCAUCAAUGAUACCGAGCUCAUCUUCCAGAAACACGAUGUGGCGCCCAUGCCUUUCCGCAGCGGCAUCGAUUCCGAAAUGACCAGACAGUCUAUCCUAUCUCAGCAGUCUGCGCAGACAGCUACCGCCCUCGAAGGUGAAGUCCCGAGAGGGUCUCCCCGGGCACUCGCUUCUCCAGCCCGCAUGACUCCUGACAAUUACAUCAGAGAGUUAAGAGGCCAAGGUAGCGGUUUGUCAGAAGAAAUGGGCAGGGAAUUCAACGAAUCACCAACUCCCAAAUCCUUCCAGCAGCAUGACGACGCCGAGUUCUCCAAUAACCGGGCCCUCAGCCCUAUCCAUAGCGUGGCUAGCUACCAAGCUGACGAACAUGAACACGACACCACUCAGCAGCACGACCGUAGCCUAACUCCUGGCCAGGACGAGGACGGCCUCAAGCAACCCCAGCGGCUAUCCAUUGAAUCCCUCUCCUCUGCCGCAAGCACAGAUCUAGCCAGGUCAACUCGAACGGCUGAUUAUAGCCAUGAUAGGCGUCACCCUCCAACCAUCCCUGAUGAAGAGCAAGGCGCCGAGCUGGAUAUUGGGGAAUCACAGAGGAAUUCUCCCGGUUAUUGGGAGCAUGGCGAACACAUUGGGGACGACGAACAUGAUCACGACCGUGACCUUGACCUAGACAUCGACUCAAAGCACAUGACGAACUAUACUGACGACACCUUCACUGACCCUCUCGAUCAAGGACAGCAGAUUGCUGGUGGACGUGCUACUAAUGUCCAGUAUGUCCAUGCUCCCAUUGGAGUCGAGUCAGCAGUUGCUUCUCUCCUGGAUCCUUCUCUCGUUUCUACCCGUUCGCCACAUCCUCACAUCAACCGCUCGUCCAGAAGCUACACACCUGGAAUAGAAGGGGAUGAGCAAACCAGAGAAGCAGACCUUGAAGAACAGCAGCCAGAACCUGAGGAGGAAGAACCAUAUGAGGAGGAAGACGAUGUAGAAGAAGAAAGAACAGAAGAGGGAGCAGAAGAAGCAGCACCCAGUGUUGACGAGCGUCCAUUCCAUGAACGUAUGGGCGUAACGUCACCCCCACACAGUGCUACCCAGUCUGACCAAGAGGAGGAAGAAGAUGAUGAAGACAGGCCAAUUCUUGGCGCCAGUGCCCUGCCAAAUUCCGGUAGCCCGAUACCUGAAAUAGGCCACAUGGUGGACACCGAAUCAGAUAUUAACACCAACCCUUCCAUCAUCCAGGGGCCCAUUGGCGGUGUACCCCAUGAGGGCCGCGAUCAUUGGCCCUAUGAACCAAGCCCUCCUCAAUCAGGCAGACAACUGCUAUCCCCCGAGCGGGAACUAUCAGGCAACGAUGCCGAUAUUAGAGAUCUAGCCGGUGCUGGGUACGGGGCUGGUCUCGGUGUUAUCACCGAGGAAUCGGGCCGUGACCAUUAUGAUAUGGACAAGAGCCUUGGUCCUAAUCCCUAUGGCAAUGACCACUUCGAUAUGGCCUCUCCUGGCCCAAGGGAUGAAGGAUACAUCUCUGGUGCAAAUCAUAGAUCAAAUAGCAGUGCUACCCCAGAACCAAAGGGUAAAGGGUUCGACUUGGCAAAUGAUAUCGGACUAGGAAGCCCCAUGGAUGUCGAUGAUCCUUUUAACGACAAACACAAACGACACCUGAGCGGAUACUCUCAUGGCAUGCCAUCGCCACUAUACGAUAGCUCGACUGGUCGAGGUAUCGAUAGGAUUCAAUCCAAGGAUAUCGUAGCACUUAUGGAUCAUUUGACUGUCCGUGAUGCUCAGCGUAACGCCAGAGACACCGAGAUCUUGAUCACCCUCGUACGUAGUGCCGCUGAGAUGCGCAACUCAUUCGAGGACAUGAAGAAGUACAUCGCACAGCAAGAUGAGAUGCUGCUUGACGCAAACACCAAGGGCCAUGAUCGUACCCAAAAAGCCAUUGGUGGGCCACGUCCAAUGAUCACUCCUCGCACCCACAGCAAGCUAUCCAGUGACUUUGAGGAGGAAAUGCGCUCAAAGAAAAAGAAUGUAUUCAAGAGAGCAUUGAAGACUCUCAGCUUGAAGAGCUCAGGCGACCUGACUAACAUUGAGGAAAUGCUUCUUCAUCUGCUCACCGAAGUCGAAGCUCUGCGAGCGGCUCAGGAGGGCCGAGCUCCCACUACCGGUAAUUCGGCUGAGAAUGUGGAUGGAGAUGAAUAUGAAGAGCAGGAACGAGGCGCUCCCACCGAUCAGUCUCCGUACAACAGCUCCCCUCUUCGUACAAGUGAUAAUCGGGUGCAGUCUUCUCAGCGUGGCAUCAGCCCCGUCAUGGAAGUAAAUGAGGAUGAGGCCUUGACCCGGGAUGAGCAAGAGAUUCUCGAGAACCCAACACCUCCAGGCUCUCGGUUUGUCGGACGUCACAAACGAGGUGCUUCGGUCCCGCUGGCAACCCCUGAGCGGGUACCAAUUGCCUCCGCCCCUCCUAGCGCAGACACAACGCCCAAGAUGUCUAACGAGAAACCCCGCAAGACCAAGUCUAGCAGCUCAUCAUUCUUCCCAAAGAUAUCUCGAUGGUCCAGGACCACCGCGUCUUCCAUGGGUGAAAACAUCCGUAACAGCAUCCAGCCUAGCCGUAAAGAACGCUUCUCAUUUGAAGCAUCCAGAUCCAACUCUGACCUGGAAAAUGCCAAUUACACCACUGCUGAGUACUAUGAUCACCGUGGCGAUGAUAGACUGCGUUCCGCCACGAGCCUCAACAAGGAUAACACGGAAAACCGGCCUCCAUCUCCACUUGUUCCAUCACAGCUUUCAGAAAACCCCAAAUAUCGAGCUCAUAGGGACAGCUUGAAUCUUCAACACCCCCAGCCACGCCAGGGACCCACGUCUCGAUACCAAACACAACUCGAGUCUCAGGCACAGCACUAUGGAGUCCCAAAUUCUCCCAACUCGGAUGCUUGGGCAUCAAAUCCUACCCUUUCAGCCAUCAACCGUGAUCGCCCGGCCAGUGCCGCGGACAAUCAUCGACCAAUGUCCGCAGGCGCAUACUCAGUCGGUUCUUCCGUCAUGAGCCAGAGCGGACCCCCUCGACCACCAAAAGUCAGAGACGAUGGCCCUCUUAUCCCACAACGCUCAUCCAAGUUAAGCGAUGAUCCUCACCCAAGCUAUGCUGAGCGUAUGGCUAUGCGGGAAGGCACUGCUCGUAUGGUUGAUCAUGUCAACAACACUAGUUCCCCGUCCAGAUCCUCUCCAGGACGAGGUAUCCCACAACGAAAACCAACUGGUCCCCGACCACUGACCAGCUCUGGAAAAAAUAACGGCGCAAUGGGUUCCCAGCGAACCCAGUACGAUUAUGAUGACUACUGA
Messenger RNA from Microsporum canis CBS 113480, 4920 nucleotides. RefSeq lists its product as hypothetical. The record is from RefSeq and is a predicted model, not a curated record. NCBI's taxonomy places the organism in Eukaryota, Fungi, Ascomycota, Eurotiomycetes, Onygenales, Arthrodermataceae. The transcript has 3 exons. Bases 1 to 4920 code for a protein of 1639 amino acids.